Molecule: messenger RNA, 1179 nt
Organism: Ogataea haglerorum
Lineage: Eukaryota; Fungi; Ascomycota; Pichiomycetes; Pichiales; Pichiaceae
Exons: 1
Coding region: 1-1179 (392 amino acids)
Biological process (GO): GPI anchor biosynthetic process
Cellular component (GO): membrane; glycosylphosphatidylinositol-mannosyltransferase I complex
Molecular function (GO): alpha-1,4-mannosyltransferase activity; GPI mannosyltransferase activity
Source: RefSeq, a predicted model, not a curated record
AUGGCCACCUCCCUGGCCAUGAGGGUAGGGUUUCUGCUUUUCGGGAUCUACCAGGACGCAUAUAUGGAUCUUCCGUACACGGACAUAGACUACUUUGUCUUCACCGACGCUGCCAAAUUCGUGUUCAAUGGCCAAUCGCCUUACGCAAGAGACACAUACAGAUACACGCCGCUGUUGGCAUGGCUUCUUCUUCCAACCACUUACUGGUUCGAGUACGGAAAAGUCCUUUUCGUUCUCUGUGACCUCGUGACAGGGUACCUCGUCAUCAAACUUUUAGACAGGGCUAAAAAAAACAAAUCAUGGAGCAUCCUGUGGCUUUGGAACCCAGUGGUGGCCACAAUAAGUACCCGGGGAAGCUCAGAAAGUGUGUUGACCAUAGUGGUCAUGCUGGUCACGACAUUUUCUCUUAGCAGUCAAUAUGCUAUUGCAGGCCUGUUCCUGGGCUUGGCUGUCCACCUCAAAAUCUAUCCACUCAUAUACAUCCCAUCAAUCCUUCUGACCAUCGACAAAUCGCAGCCAUGGUACCGGCCUGUUACCAGAGCAAGAAUAGUCUUUGUGCUGACAACUGCACUUGGCUUUGGGGUUCUUACAGCUCUCAUGUACCACAUUUACGGUGACGAGUAUCUCCAGGAGGCAUAUUUGUACCACUUGAGUCGGUUAGACCAUCGCCAUAACUUUUCGGUUUACAAUUUGACGUUAUAUUUCUCGUCCUACCAGGGAUUUUCCUCGCUACCACUUUUCCAGAAGUACGGAGUCCACGUUGAAAAACUGGCCUUUCUCCCUCAAUUGGGUCUUUCAAUGGUGCUCAUACCUUUAAAGCUAGCCAAUAUCGACCUAGUUGGCUGCUUCUUUGUCCAAACGUUUGCAUUCAUCACCUUCAACAAAGUGAUCACGUCGCAGUAUUUCAUCUGGUGUUUGUGCUUUUUGCCGAUCUACACGGCCAAUUCGACCAUUAAUAUUACUAAGACUGCUUUCCUGCUUGUGGCAUGGAUUGCAACCCAGGCGCUAUGGCUCUGGAACGCUUACCAACUGGAAUUCCUAGGUAAACCGGACAUUUUCACUACAGGCAUCUGGGUCAGCAGCUGUUUGUUCUUUGUCUGCAAUUGCGUGCUCCUUAUUGCCUUUGCCGACGACCUGAGUGCCCAAAAGCGAGCUCAGCUGCAGAAAAAGAAGCAUUGA